Molecule: messenger RNA, 2128 nt
Organism: Ictalurus furcatus (blue catfish)
Lineage: Eukaryota; Metazoa; Chordata; Actinopteri; Siluriformes; Ictaluridae
Gene: tm4sf4
Product: transmembrane 4 L six family member 4
Exons: 5
Coding region: 1-597 (198 amino acids)
Cellular component (GO): membrane
Source: RefSeq, a predicted model, not a curated record
AUGUGUUCUGGGAAUUUUGCAAAGUGUCUAGGUAUCACCCUCAUUCCGCUAGCUAUUCUUUGCUUCCUCUGCAACAUCUUGCUGCUCUUCCCUGGAGGUAUACCUGCUAAUAACAAUGAAAACAUUACAGAUGAGGCCUGGUACUUCGGAGGAAUAAUAGGCUCUGGAAUAUUGAUGAUUUUCCCGGCGCUGGUAUUCAUGGGAAUGAAAACCAACGACUGCUGUGGCUGCUGUGGCAAUGAGAGCUGUGGGAAAAGAUUUGCGAUGUUUUUCUCCAUUAUAUUUGCUGGAGUCGGCCUUUUGGGAGCUGGUUAUUCUUUCAUCGUGUCAGCAGUUGCCAUAAAUCGGGGGCCUAAAUGUUCAACAAAUGGCACUGACACAUAUACAUACCCAUUCAAUGAGGGUGACUACCUGUCCAACCAAACAAUGUGGGAGGCGUGCAAGGCACCUCCAGGCAUCGUGCCCUGGCACCUAACACUCUUCUCCAUGCUGUUGAUUAUGGGCAUGGUUCAAAUGGCUCUGUGUGCAUUUCAGGUCAUCAACGGCCUGAUCGGCACUAUCUGCGGAGACUGCUGCGGAUGUUGCGGGGGCUCUUGAACUGAAUGACUCCAGAAAAGUGAUGAAACAUACCAUGAAGAUAAAUAAUGUUUAAGGUGUUUUGGCCUACAUUUUCCAGAUCUUGUUUUUUUUUUAAAUUAUUUAUGCCAUUGAGACAUUUUUGUAUAGGUUUACAUUGUACACUAUGCCUCUUUUGCUUGAUGGCGCUGCUUAUGAAGGCAAAAGAGAAAUGUAAUAUUCAUAUGAAAUGUUUAAAGAUCAUUAUCACUCACAUUUUAACAUGUGUGUUUUUUUGGGUUUUUGGGGGUUUUUUUUAAAGGUUGCUUUAUAUUUUUGCAAAAUGUGGACAGCAAAAAGUUAUAAUAGGAAUCACGUUUUACACACAGAGAAUCCCUGGGGAUAAUGUGUGGUCACAGGUGUACGUUCACCGAGGAUUUUAAAAUGAAUUGUACAACCUAACCUUUAUAUCAACAACCUUGUGAACUUUUACUGUAAUUAGUGACACAAGACUGUACUACAGAAUGUGAGAAUUAUAUAUACAGUAUAUACAGCACUGUGCAAAAGUUUUAGGCACAUGCAAAGAAAUGCUGUAGAGCAAAGAUGCCUUCAAAUAAUGAAAUUAAAUGUUUCUAUAAAAAAGAAAAUAUACUGUAAAGAGCAGUAAACAGUAGUAAAUGAAACAAAGUCAAUAUUUGGUGUGACAAAAAAUAAAUAAAUUAGUAGUCUCCAGUUCAAUUAGUGCAGUUUUAUAAGGAAAUGAGCUGUAAGUUUUAUUGAGCAUCUUGCAGAACCAGACACAGUUGUUCUGGAGAUUUAGACUUAUUUUUGCAGCAAAACCCAGCAGCCUUCAUUGUGAUUUUUGUGUCUCUUACGUAAUACGCUGCACUGUAAAACCGGAUAAGUUCAUUUAACUCAAAAAAUUUGAGGAAACUAAUUACCUCAAAAAUUUUAAGUUGAUGAAUCAAUUUCUUUAAGCCAAAUACACUUAAAUAUAACAAGUUUGAGUUAAAUUUUUGUUAUAUUUAAGUGAAAUUGAUUCAUGGUGGUUCAGUGGUUAGCACGUUCGCCUCACACCUCCGGGGUCCGGGGUUUGAUUCCCGCUGGGGCCGUGUGUGUGCGGAGUUUGCAUGUUCUCCCCAUGCUGUGGGGGUUUCCUCUGGGUACUCUGGUUUCCUCCCCCAGUCCAAAGACAUGCAUGGUAGGCUGACUGGUGUGUGUAAAGUGUCUGUAGUGUAUGAAUGGGUGUGUGAGUGUGUAUGUGAUUGUGCCCUGUGAUGGACUGGCACCCUGUCCAGGGUGUACACCUGGGAUAGGCUCCAGGUUCCCCUGUGACCCUGAAGAAGGACUAAGUGGUAGAAGAUGGAUGGAUGAACUUAUCCAGUUUUACAGUGUGCUUUCUUUAAUCUAAAAUGUUUUUGUACUGACUUGAUAAUGUAGAAGUCAUAAAAUAAAAAAUCUAUAACAAAGUUUGUACUAAAAAAUAGGGUGCCUAAAACUUUUGUACAGUACUGUAUAUGUUGGAAAGCUUGAUACCAAAUGUAUUCUUAAAUAAUAAAAUGAUCAAUGUUAA